This is a messenger RNA of Lodderomyces theae, 4152 nucleotides long. It is a transcript of the gene FUN31, whose product is annotated as serine/threonine protein kinase. The transcript has a single exon. The record is from RefSeq and is a predicted model, not a curated record. The coding region runs from base 1 to 4152 and encodes 1383 amino acids. Gene Ontology annotation, biological process: intracellular signal transduction; negative regulation of glycogen biosynthetic process; protein phosphorylation. Lineage: Eukaryota; Fungi; Ascomycota; Pichiomycetes; Serinales; Debaryomycetaceae. Gene Ontology annotation, molecular function: protein serine/threonine kinase activity; ATP binding. Gene Ontology annotation, cellular component: nucleus; cytoplasm; cytosol.
AUGAGUAAGACUUCUAGAUUUCAUUCAUCUUCAGAUUAUUCAGAUCAUUCUUUAACAAACUCAGUGACAACAACGGACGAAAAUAACUCAUUUACUGAUUACAACGAUGAAGAAGAAAAUACUCCUAUGACUAACAACUCAUCAGCAUCAGAUUCCCAAAGUGACGAGUCAAUAUCGAAAAAUCCUCAACAAAGCACUGCUAAACCAAAGGCACCAUCUUUCAAACCACCGUCGUUUACUUUGGGAAAAGAUCAACCACACAAGGCAUACCCAGGGGUGGGGGUGGCCACAAUCACAUCUAACAAAAGAGUUGCAUCACCAUUAUCUCAAUCACCGGUAUUGAAAGCAGUACAACCUCAGCAUCUUCCCGCAUCCAGUGGUAUAUGUCCUUUACCACCGCCACAACAUCGGCUUGAAAGCAACAAGAAAACCCCAUCUUCAGAACAAUUUGCCCCAUCACCAAUUCCCAAAUUAGACACUGUGCAGUCUACACUUCAGCAAAACCUACAUCACAAUGACAAUUUACAAGAUCUUUUGAAGUUUCCCACAGAGUCGUCGCAUGCUUAUUCAUAUGCUCAUUUAUCUCCCAACUCAUUGGCACUUCGACUCAAUGUAUUGAAACGUUCACUAGAAAUUUUAAAAGAUCGGCCUGAAUUGUUCAAAUCUAUAACUAAUCAGGACAAUUUCGACGAAGAAUCAACACCGCUACAAAAAUCCAUAACUAGUACAAUUUUGGAUGACAGUGCGCUAAUGGAAUCAUCUGCACAGGGGACAACAGCUGGUGUUUUCACUCACCCGAACCAUAGUGCAGAUUAUAUAAAUGACAUAUCUUCACCUACCACUGCUUCUUUUUCCAUGGAUAAGAAAAAGUAUAAACUUCAAUCAAAUGCAUCGUCAGCGGCUUUGGCAGCUUUAUUCAAACCUUCAUUACAAAGAUCGGAUAGUCUCCCCAAUGUAACUAGAGAAACACGAAAGUUUUCAGCACCGCCGAAUUUGCAACCCGAUACAAUCAGUGAGAAGAAUAAGAAGAAAACGCAACAGUUGAAACAUCAACAACAACAACAACAACAAGAAUCAGUAGAUGACUAUAAAGAUAUUAUUAGCCUACUAGAGCAUGACUUGGACUCCUUGAUGGAAAACACACAAGUUGCCACAUCACUACAUGAUUUAUCACUCUCGACACAUGAGGAUCAAAACAAAAUCAAGUACGACAUUUUGAAAAAGAAGUUGAUUUAUGCCUUGGCUAUGCCGUUUGUUGAAAACUCAACCAAGACUUCUGAGUUGUUGGAGAACAGCAUAAAAGAGGAUCCAACAUCUACGGCUUCACCAAUGAAGACUACGUUUUCGACAGUUGCAUUAUCAGAGCUUGCAAGGAUUGAUCAAAUGAACAACAACAAAACAACGACUCAAUCGCCAUUAACUCCGACAUCUGCAUCGAAACAAGAACAGUUUAAUGCUAAACGGCCAUUCAAUUCCAUGCUCACAAGCAAGUAUUCAUCACCACAAUCGGUGUUUACUGUUGAGGCCGACUUGCCAUGGUCAGUGAAGGCUGCAAACGAUUUGGCGUGUCUCAUGUUUGGAAUUUCAAAAACAACAAUUAAAGCGUUGACGUUGAUGGAUUUGAUUGCACCACAAUUCCGUGACUUUGUCUUAUCAAGAAUAACCGAGUACACUUUUGAAAAUAGCCGCAAGGAUUCUAUAUUGUUUGCUGGAGAAAUUGUUGCCAUUGUUCGACCUGGUGAUCAAAAUUAUUCAUGGACUUCACUUUGGGCUAAGAAAAAGGGUAAUUUGAUUAUUUGUAUGUUUGAUCAGAUACCGUGCGAUGCAUUUGAUGUGAUUAUUCUGAGUGCUGGUGGUGUCAAGGAUAAUGGAUUUUUUGGCAACUCUUAUACUAUUGAUAGCUUUCAUGAAAUUGCUGGCAACUUGAUUUCAGCUCAUGGACUAGAUGCGGUCAGGAAAUUGGGUGACUUUAGUGACACCAUGAGUAAUGAAUUGAUGAAUUAUAGGUCGAAAUCAGCUGGCGACGAUGUUGAGAAAAGCGCAGCUCAUGAUAGUGAGUUUAUCAACCACACAAGGUACUUUACUGUACAAGUUGACCAGGGAAGCGAAAGCAUCCCGUGUGCCAUUACGUCAACAGCCCUUUUAUCGAAUGACGAUACCAAGUCACAAAUCAAAUUGAAAAUCCAUUCGAUGCCAUACAUCGCUGGUAUAUUUGUCUUGAAUGCAACCGACUUUACCAUCUUAUCGUGCAACAACGCAAUAGCUAAGAAUUUGUUUGGUAGAUCGGCAAAGUAUUUGCGCAAUCGUGGCAUUGACGAAUUGAUACCAAACUUUACAAAGAUAUUGCAUGUUGGUCUUGAAAAAAACGUGGAAACUUUUCAAGUUGUCAAUGGAUUGGUGUUGCCUGAACAUUUCUUUAGGAAAUACGAUUCAGUCAUAAAGUAUCAAGAACAGUCUACCAAAGAGAAUGAAUCUGAAGAAGAUAUUUUUUUCAAGUGUCCUGGAAUUGAAGGUAAACAUCGUGAUGGGAAAACUUUGUAUGUCGAUGUUCAAGCUCGUGUGUCUACGGAAAAUGCCUUGAUCUUGUGGGUGACUUACUCACGAGGAAAGAGGGAUUCAAGCUUACCGAAUGAGUUUGAAGCGUUGAGCUCCUCGACUUCGUCGAUGUCGUUGGCUUCCACCGAUGAUCAAUCGGUGGGGUCAGUACCUUCGCGUACACAAACACAGUCAAACUUGUUGAAUCUGGGCGAAGGAGUACAGCUUCAUUCCCAUCACAUACCACCGCUCACCACACAGGCACAACCACAGGCACAACCACAGGCACAACCACAGGCACAACCACAGGCACAUGCACAUGCACAACCACAUGCACAGGCACAGGCGCAGGCACAGCAGCAGCAGCAUCUCUUACACCCCCACCAUGCGGCAAUUGCUCGUACCAGAACUCAUACUGGUGGGUCGACCGCAUCUGUCAACAAUAUCCCAUCCCAACGUAAGUUGUUCGAAGAUGGUAAAGAGGAGGAUUUGUUGGAGUUCUCGCCAAGGGAAGUGACACGGUCACUGAGUACUCGGAGAGUGAAAACUCUGUCUUUUGCUGCGCCCAUGUCUGGAUUGGACAGUUUUAUCUACAAGAAAACCAAAGCUGAUGAGAUUAGAGACACCAGUACUGCAAAAUCCCAAGAUACCGAAUCUAUUGAUCUGAGGGAUAUGGUGACUCCUGAUGAUUUAGAUUACAACAUUUCCUCGACGGUGUAUUCUGAGGAGGAGAUUUUGGCAUUGGAGAAUAAAUCGCUAUCUACAAUCCAAGCCGAAUCAACACACUGGCCCAAAGCUGUUGGGUUGGCCAGACGCACAAAAAAGUUUUCCGAAUUCAAAAUUAUUAAACAAAUGGGUGAAGGUGCUUAUGCCAAAGUUGUCUUGGCUCAGCAUAAAGAAGAUCCAGUAUACAAAAUUAUCAUCAAGUGUAUUGACAAGGAGCGUAUUCUUGUUGAUACGUGGGUACGUGAUCGGAAAUUAGGCACCAUCCCCAGUGAGAUUCAAGUUAUGGCCUUCUUAAAUUCAGAGCCACAUCCAAACAUUGUCCGCAUACUUGAUUUUUUUGAAGAUCUGAAGUACUAUUACCUUGAAACCCCCAUUUUUGGGAACCCGCCCGCGAUUGAUUUAUUCGAUUUCAUCGAAGUGAAGAAGGACCUUUCGGAAUAUGAGUGUAAAUUCAUCUUUAAGCAGAUUGUAUCGGCAGUGUACCAUUUACACAAGGAGGGCAUUGUACAUCGCGACAUCAAGGAUGAGAACAUCAUUGUUGAUGAAAAGGGGUUUAUCAAGUUGGUUGAUUUCGGGUCGGCUGGGUAUGUCAAACAGGGCCCCUUUGAUGUGUUUGUGGGCACUAUAGAUUAUGCGUCUCCUGAAGUGUUGCGAGGUGAGAAGUAUGAAGGAAAACCUCAGGAUAUUUGGGCAUUGGGGAUCUUGUUGUACACGAUGUUGUAUAAGGAGAAUCCAUUUUAUAAUGUGGAUGAGAUCUUGGAGGGUGAUUUGCGGAUCCCGUAUGUUGUGGGUGAGCUGAGUUUGUCGCUCGUAAAGCGGAUUUUGGUGCGUGAUGCGGAUAAGAGACCUACGAUUACUGAUAUUUUUGAGGAUGAUUGGUUAAAGUUUUAG